Molecule: messenger RNA, 774 nt
Organism: Austrofundulus limnaeus
Lineage: Eukaryota; Metazoa; Chordata; Actinopteri; Cyprinodontiformes; Rivulidae
Gene: her12
Product: hairy-related 12
Exons: 2
Coding region: 38-475 (145 amino acids)
Molecular function (GO): protein dimerization activity
Source: RefSeq, a predicted model, not a curated record
AGACAGCAGAGCUGACAGUUGCGCAGAGACAACAGACAUGUCCCCUUGUCCAAAUGGUUUCUCUCCUGUUCACAUCAGGAUGUCUGAGAAAGACAACCUCAAAGUGAGCCUAAGAAAACCCGUCGUGGAGAAAAUGCGCAGGGACCGCAUCAACAGCUGCAUCGAGCAGCUCAAAGUCAUCCUGGAGAAGGAGUUUCACAAGCAGGAGCCCAACUCCAAGCUGGAGAAGGCCGACAUCCUGGAGAUGACGGUGAGCUUCCUGAGGCAGCAGCUGCAGUCGGGCCUCUGUCACAGCUACUCUCACAGCUGGAGGGACUCUGUGCGGUUUCUGUCUGCUGGCGCCAACGCUGAGGUGGGGCCUCCGCAGCAGCAGGACCAGACCCUCCAUCAGGUCCAGACACCCUGCAGCUCCUCCAGCCUCAGGACCAGCUCACAGCAGGACAGCACCACAGGUUCUGUUUGGAGGCCCUGGUAGUGGACUUGCAAACUCUGAGGGGAGAAACUCCAUGUUCAGCCUGUUCUGUUAGUGUGGACGUCCUUCUUGUCUCAUCACAUUGAUGGACACAUAAAAGUGAUGCGCUUCUUCUUAAAAGAUCAUCCCGCUUUGACUCUUUUUCUUGUUUUUUAUUAUUCUUCGUUUUGUUUCUUCUUUUCUGUUUAAAGCUGGAGAUUCAUUUUGAGUGAUGCUCGUUUUGUCAGUUUAUGUGAUCAUUUACUCCAGUGGAGUUUAUUUGUCAUACUAUGUUUUUUUUACUAAAAAAAAACUUCUGUUGA